AGAGCGGGGACCUCCUGUGCGCGUCUCUCCCACGCUGCCUGCCACGCCACCAUCACCGCCGCCGCCGCCGCCCGCCGCCGCCCGCCACUUUGACUAUUGUUGCGAAACUUCAUGCUGUGUAUCGGCUUCAUUUGAGCGACGCCGACCCUGGUUCCUCUCGAGUUUAAUCAUCUCCGAAGAUCUUGAGCUUUGAGUGAUUCGCAUAUUACUGAACCUUCUCCAGCCUUUGCAUGACAUUCCACACCUCGCCAACAUUCCACAUUCAUCAAGAUCUGUCACAUUUCUGUACUUUUCCUCUGAUUCUGCCCCUGAUUGUUUGCCAGUUAUCACCAAUAUAUCUGUUCACUUGCUCUUUAACCAAAGAAAUAAUAAUAAUCCCUUGGUAUUAUCAUAUUUACAUAUUCCUUGAUAUUGCCCUGAAUAACAAAUCUCCCCAUCACCCACUAACUCUCUUUUUAUACCUAACAUUUUUGUGUUAUUAAACCUGGCUCUCUCCCCCAAAUCUAAUACUUGUCAACCAAAUAUCUCUCCUAAACACCAAAGUUUUCUUUUAUCCAAAUAUCUCCUCGCACUUGACCUUUCAAUACUAUUUUCCGAGUUUUUUUAUGUAUCCAAUUUUGACCUUUCUGCGUGUCCCAUCAUUUAGGAUCCUCCAACUGAAGACGCAAGCACUGUUGUAUUAUCUCCCAAUACAAAAAGUAUUUGCAACAAUUAUCAUCUUUUCUUUUAUGCCCUUUCUUUUCCUAUCUUUCCUUUCCCUGAACUAGGUUUCCUGCAUUACCGAAACUUAUAUCUCAAGUAAUUUUUAACACAUUUAGCAUACAUCCUCCUUGUCUCCUGCCGAAAGGCUCUCUAAGAGUAGCUUUCCAGCCAGCAAGUCCUUCGAUAACUACUUGCCUCUUCCUAAAUAUCAACUCUCCUACGAUACUUGAACCUGCAAACAGCUAUUCCUUCCUAUCGAUGCCAACACUGUCCUGGCUUCAACCCUUUUCCAAUAAUAUUUUGCCACCCCUUAUAAAACCUUCCCAGCACCAGCACUCGAACCACCUUCCCGCUAACACCUGAGACAUUCCUCAUCCUCUGGCACAAGCACAGCUACACUAUCCACCUUCGUAUCACAAACAAACACCAGGACUUUCUCCCCUCCUUCGCUCUUCCACAUGGUAUUUGUUUCACCUCGAGGGGCUCGAACCAGAGUGUGUCAUCACCUCUCUUGCUUCACGUGGCUGAGGGUGUUUGCUGGCCGGCGUUGUGUGUGUCCGCAACACUGACAUUAAUUACCUGGAAAAGUUGGGCACGCAUAUACAUCUGGUGGCUUACGGCGAGGAAGAUUCGUAACGGGCGCUCCGUCUCUGCUGCGUCUGAAGCCAUCAAUACGUUCCGACAACGAUCCUGUCGGCUGAGACAAGGCAGCCCCAACACUAACUGUGGAAGCGUCGAAAAGAGAUAACUUCUGCGGCGAACUGAGAGAGUGUGUGAGAAGAAAUCGAUUACACCGAUAAGAGCACGUCUGUAAAGGUGCCGAUUGUAGGCUGCCGUAGGGGAAAAGCGGUGAGAAUAGCCGCCGCCCGGCCAGAAAAGGUACCGAGUCUUAAAAAGGAGCCUUUGAUGUGUGCGCUGCGAAAGUGCUGGUAAAUUAAAUCAAAGGAAGUCGUGGUGUUGAGCUAAAAAGGGCUGUACACAGUGUUACUUGGCUGUUUAUCCAAUACCAUGGCCUGUAGAGCAAACAGCUUGCCAUUACAUGUUGCGUCUUCGCUGUACUGCUUGGUCAGGAACAUAUAAUGCUGUGAGGGAGGAGGAGUAACAGACAAACAGAAUUCCCCAGGGGAAGACCCUAGCAAAUACUGGUGAUUACCCCGAGAAAACCGAACAAACAGUCGUGAAGCUACCAUGAGUUCCCAGGGAUCUACCUGCGUACUAUGAGUGGAACAGAGGUGGGUGGUCGAGGUGGAGGGCCGGCGGGGAGCAGAGAGGUCCACAAGAAUGGCUGGCUUAAGAGGAUGCCGACACAGGAACGUCGCCUCUCUGUCAUGGCACCCUUCGGCAAGCCGGCGAAGGCAGAGAAGCUGUGGGUGUCGUUCUGCGUGCACGACGAGAGCGAGGGCUGGCUGGAGUUCUACGAGAACCGCCGCUCCGCCUUCAGCCACAACCCGAUCCACCGCACGUCGCUCGCCCGCUGCCUGCACGUAUCGCCCUCCAUCCGCGUGCAUGAGGACAACGAGCACGUGUUCGCCAUCACGCUGGAGGGCGAGGUCAUCAAACUCGGUGCUCAGAGUAGAGAGCAGAUGAUGGAGUGGAUAGACUCACUCCGAAGCAGACUACGCGAGCUCGGAGUGCUGACGCCGAAAGAUAACCUCUAUAGCAAGGAACCGGAAGGCCUUCGAUCGCCGCUGCUCAGAAACCCCAAUUCCCCGCUGCCGCCCACGCCCACGUUUCAGUUCCCGCCGCACGCCCUCGAGUUCCGGGACGACGUCUCGAGCCUGCACUCGAUGCGCCUGGGCCUGAGUCCCGCCCCCAGCAUGACGCUCUCCACGGCGUCGGGCAUGUCCGGCCUCUCCUCCAUGCAGAGUCUCAACUCCGUGUCGUCCGGCUCCUCCGACCCCAACACGUCGCCCUCCUCCGUCGUCACCUACGUCCGCCACCACCACGACCCUCCGCUCAACAGGAGAUCGUCCUUCAGAGCGUCCCUUCCCAGCUCCCCGACCACGCCUGCUGGAGGGUCUGGUUCUCUCACCUUCCUCAGGUCGCCGCCAGGGCCACAGGCUGCUCCUCCGCGCGAGCACGUGACCGUCAUCAACGUGCCGUCGCCUACGUCUUCCGUCUUCAACUUCGACAGUGUCGGCGCCGCCCUGGAGUCCAGCGGCGCCAUGGCAAACUCCCAGCUGUACGGUGCCGUGUAUCCGACCCCAGACCCCUCUAUAUGUGACUCCACGGACACCCUCGACGCAAGCGAAGUGUCCUAUAGUACGAUAUCUGACCCAAACGCCGUCCAGCUUCGUGUAGGGAACUCCCUGGGUGCUGGCGGAAGUGGGGGAGGCGGCGCCGGAGGAGGGCGGCCGCCGUUGCCCCCGGGCCAGAGAUGUGCUAGCGGCUACGGCAGCGCGGGCAUGGGCGCCGCCGCCGCAGCGUACGGUGUGGGAGGAGGCGGCAUGAGCGCUAGUGGAGGCGGCAUGGCAGCAUCGGGGGGCGGGGGAACAGUGGGUGCCAGCAGCGUGGCAGGAGGAAGUUGGUCCAACGUCAGUUCGCCGGAGAGUUCGUACGAGCCGCUCUUUUUAGCAAGCAGCGCGGGGCUGGCCCCCCCGCCCACUCCCACCGCUGCCCCCGUGCCGCAGGCGCCGCAGACUGGACUUCUGCGCCGGCGCUCGGAGCAUCGGAGGUCUGGCAGGCGAGAGCAUGGCAGAAGGGCGGCCUCGGUCGGUCCUUCUAUAGCACCUAAACAACAGCCGCAACAGCAGUACCAAGUGGGCCAGGACGGACGCCUGAUGAGCCUUCGCGAACAGCAGGUGAUCAGGCUGCAGCGCGAGAUUGCGCACCAGGCCGGCGUCAGACUCACGCUGCGCAAAAAAGACUGCAUGAAUUCCAUUGCAUUUGUUAACGUAUUCAACCACGUGUACGUGGCAGGCUGGAAGCAAAGAGAACACCCAUACCUCCAUAACACAUUCCACAUCGGUGACCGCCUCGUGAGCGUGUGCGGCGUGCAGGUCACCUCUGCGCAAGAGGCCCACAAUCUUAUCAAAAACGAACCUACCAUGAUGGUGGAGUUCAUCAUCAGACGAGUCCCUCACGGCAGGGUGUUCGCCCUGAAGAGGGAGACGGAGGGCCAAGCUCUGGGCGUCAUCCGAGAGGGAAAUACCGCCGAGAUACGUGAGAUCGUUCCCGGCGGACUGGCUGCUCAGCAUGGUGUUCCCCCGAAAUCUCAGACGGUUGAUGGCACGUCCUUCUGCUCGUGGGUGCUCACCGAAAUCAAUCACAGACCAUUAAAUCUCUUCUUUAAGCACAUGGAGAUAGCUGACCGUCUGAACGCGGUUGGGCGGGACAUCUCCAUCCUCAUCCAGCCUAUGGACCUAGUCAAGCAGCUCAAGAAGAGUCUCAAAGCUCUUAAAGGCUACAAAGACUACAUCGUGAUGUAAAAGAAGCAAAUCCUUCGUGUGAAUGGAUUAGCUUCGAUGUAAGGCAGGAGGGGAGGUCGAGGAUGAAACCGAGGGCUUCCAAAAAAGGAGCGCCGUACGCACUCGAUUCGGAGAAACCAACACAGACUCUGAGAUCCCCGCAGCCACUGAAGCCUUGCAUAUGUGCCAAACUCUAGUGAUGUGAUAAACUGUGCCAAUCUGACAUGUGUGCAAUGCAUGUCACCAGAGAUGACAGAGGCUGAAAUAUCAAAACUCUUGCAAUACACACAUUCCCUAAACAUGUUUAGAAUUGUAUAAUUGUGAAGUUUUUGUCUAGAUUAUCUCGUCGGUGGUCAGAUUAGAGAAAUGCAUAAUAUAUUUUUGUUACAAUGACGUCAUAUCCAUAUUGUGCUGUCUAGUUACCAUUAUGGAAGCCACUUUAAGGCUUUAGUAUUGAUGAUCGUUUCUUUUGCUGGUCGAAUCUUGCUUUAUGAGAAAAUACGUAAUACCUGUUAUUGGUGUGAUGCAUGUGAAUGAAGUACUCUAAAUCGACUAUGAAUGAGCGGUUUGUCCGAGUAACAGACAUUUCUAGAACUUGUGGAGCUUCGCUGUCAGACAACGCCCUUCUAAUUCUUGGGCGUGGUUGUUUCGAGCUAUUACUCGUGCUAUGUUGUAUUUGACCUGUGUUUUGUUAUGUUUUAUCUAUGUUAUGUUUAUACCUUAUCUACCUUUUUGUUGAAGUCUUACUUGUGCUAUAUUUGGAGUUUUACUUGUGUCGGGGCCUGCUUUUUCCCAGUUAUGUGGUACUUUCAAAUACACUACGUUAUGUUGAGUUCCGACCCGUGCCGUCUUAUUCAUAACGACAUCAAUGCCUUGUCCGUGCUACCAUGUGAUGUUUAGUUGCGUUCUGAUCGAGGUUUACCUUGUUAUCUUUGCCUCACCUGUGAUAUGCCAGCGACCGCCUAUAGGAUGUUGAUAUAUUGAGUAUUUCACAGUCCUGUAUUAUGGGUGUGAGUGUGUUUGUAUGUGUGUGUGUCUAUGUGGGGGGUGGGUACAUAUGUGUGGUGUAUCUGAGUUGUGUAAGGGGCGAGAGGUACCAGUAGAAUGCACUGUAUGUUGCUCUUAGAAACUCACCAUGUAUAAUGCUAGUCUUUCUCUUAUACUGUAUGUCACUGAACGACAGCACAUUGCUUAAGGAUAUACUAGCUAAAUUCAUAAUUAUCGACCAUGCAUGCUGAGAUCGCAAACGUCAAAACACUAAGCCAUGAGAGGGAUCAUGGUUAAAAACUAGUAUGUAGAAGAGAGCAUUGCAUGAAUGGUCCCUUGAGAAUCACGUGAUCCAGGACACAAGACUAGCAUACAGUGUACAUCAUUCCAUGAAUGUAGAAUACCACAGGCAUCAGGACAUAAGGCUAGUGUAUCACAAAUAUCGGGGCACAAGGUUCGUAAUAGCCUGGGUAAAAUAAUUAAUAAUAGAUUGUGCAAAUAGUUAGGAUUUAUCUAAAUGAAAUAAAAUCUGUAAUUAAAAUUUGUUUUGAAGCAUUAGGGCGUAGAAUGUUUCCAAUAUUUGCAUUUGUUUUGGUUCGUCUCACUUUAACACCUAUGAACGGAGUCAUUGCGUUGCCCAAGAAAUACUAUUCUGACAACCUCGGUGCUAAGCUUCCAUAUGUUCAGAGCAUGAGUAAAACACGAACAAAAAUCUGAAGGUGCUGAUACUUCGUAAGAAACAUUUUGUCGUGUAGAUCAACUUUAUUUUUUCUACCGUGAGUUAUUUUCCUUCGUGUUUCCGUCUGAAUCCAUUACUAACCCCCUCUUCCCCCUCUCCCUUGAGCGGUUUCCUCUUGAGAAGAGAGCAUCACAAGCUUUCGUGUGAUGCAAAGAGAUAAGAGAGAAAGGUCUGAACAGCACGUAUUCUCUCGUAGAUUACCUCUGAUUCUAACAACGGCGAAGUUGUUGCGUCUGAUGCUCGUUGUUUAUUCCUAGAAUGUAUCCAAUGAUUUGUUUCUCUCUCAGAUCACGCUUAGAUAAUUUGCACUUACGCUUAGCUAUAUACGACUCUGCUACGUCCUUCUCAUUAGCUGUGAAUAGGUCCCUCAUAGGCAAUUAUUAUAUGAUGUCCCAGUGUAUAUUUGCACAGAAUGUUUUGUUUGAAAGUAUUUUCAACGGAGCAUGGCUGUCAGACUCCCUGCCUUUCUAUGGCGUCUUCACAAAAUCUUCCUCAUCUGCGUGGUAGGAAAUGUGAUCUGCCGGUAGAGAGGCCUGAAGCGCAGUGUUAACCAUAUUGAUAUCAGACAGUCAUGCAUUAUUUAUUCUCUAAUGAAAGGAAUCAGAUUAAGACCUUUAAAUAUAUCCCACCUGUAAUUCUCUUUAUCCCAGCGUCAAAUACUUUUUUUGCAAUCCCACCUGCACAUUACGAGUUGAUGUGUCAAGUAUCUCACAUCCCACCUGCAACACCUUAGGUUUCCGGGUCAAUUAGGUGCUAAUCUACUUGCUUUACGUAAUAAGGUUUUUUUUCGUAUUCUCGCUUCCUUCUGUAUUUACGCCGACUUUGCUCUCCCCCCUCUACGCCCCCUGGGCCCAUGCGUCUGAAGUUUUGUUAUAAACAGUGAUUUUUUAUUUGGUUCUUUAAUCUAUAAGUAUCCUUCGUCACUGAAAUAUUUCUUUUGUAUCGUUACCAUUCUCGGUAACGUACAAGCUAUGGUUAUGUUUAAAUAAAAUCCUUGAAGAGA
Messenger RNA from Penaeus indicus, 6838 nucleotides. Its product is annotated as forkhead box protein C1-like. Gene Ontology annotation, cellular component: cytoplasm; plasma membrane. NCBI's taxonomy places the organism in Eukaryota, Metazoa, Arthropoda, Malacostraca, Decapoda, Penaeidae. The transcript is spliced from 12 exons. The record is from RefSeq and is a predicted model, not a curated record. The coding region runs from base 1920 to 4130 and encodes 736 amino acids.